This is a messenger RNA of Patella vulgata (common limpet), 1471 nucleotides long. RefSeq lists its product as uncharacterized. Gene Ontology annotation, cellular component: telomerase holoenzyme complex. The record is from RefSeq and is a predicted model, not a curated record. Lineage: Eukaryota; Metazoa; Mollusca; Gastropoda; Patellidae. Gene Ontology annotation, biological process: telomere maintenance via recombination. Gene Ontology annotation, molecular function: telomerase RNA binding; telomerase activity. The transcript is spliced from 8 exons. Bases 188 to 1471 code for a protein of 427 amino acids.
CGUUGUGCAAUAACAAAUAAUUUCUGCUGACUGCUAGAAUUAAUCUGAAUAUCGGUACUAGAUUGUCUGUAUUUAGAAACUGAUGAAACUUAUAGACAUAACUUGCACGUUGUUUCAGAAUACGAUGCUUAGUCAAAGCACAAUUAUAUUUUGAAGUGAAGACAUUCUAUCCGCAGAUAUAGAUUACAUGAUGACGAACAGACUGUCAACGCAGAAUACUCUGUUGACCAGUCUGACUCAAAACAAGCCGUUGUUAUCCAGUUCAUUGUUAUCAUCUGGAUCAACGUCGUCUGGCUCCACACAAAAUGAAAAAGAUGCCAGAAAACGCAAAUCACAAGUAACCUUCGAUAGUGAAACAAAGAAAGUCCGAGAAAUAUCUAAGUUGUCAGACACGUUCGGUACUAAUUUACGACUGACGUCAUUAAAUCUUGGAACUUCAUUGUUAACAUCGGGACUGUCAUUGACUUCUUCUUUGACAACAGGGUCAUUAUUGGGGUCACAGUCACAAUCAGGUAAUUUGAGGUCAACUUAUUUGAACUCCGUUUCAAAAGAUACAAGCAAUGAAUCAUCGAAAAUAGGUCUAGUUCAUGACAUUAGGUCAAAACUCAAAGAUCAAAGUAUUAAAUCUCCUGUCACGAAACGUAAAGAGAAUGCAUUGACCAAGUUGUCGCCAGAGUCUAGAAAGGUCGUGAAAAAGAAGGAAAAGAAAUCUGAUAGAAUAAAACACGAAGUAGCCGUGAAAUACUACAGCAUCGAAUAUCCACAGUAUAAUCUACAGCGUGACAGUGUCGUCACGGAGAUACACUUACCCAAAUUUUUACCACCAAAAAAAGACAGAAAUUUACUUGGUAAUAUUCACAGACCUUUACAGGAUGUUAAUGGGCUGAAGCUUGGUUUGAUAAAUGCUGUCAGCGCUUCGUUAAUCAGUCAGCCCAACUUUAAAAAUGCAAAAGAUCAAACUCGUCUCGAUUUAACUCGCUUCACAGAGAAAGUCAUCUCCUAUGAUGCCGAGUUUGUUUUAAAGGUGGCCCUGUACACAAGAAAAGAAUUAAAUAUUCGUACAACUAGUAACUUCCUUCUCGCUCUUGCCGCUAAAGUAUCAUCUUGUCGGCCAUAUUUAAAGAAAUAUUUUUCUAUAGCCAUCAACCUGCCAUCUGAUUGGAUAGAAGUAGCAGAGAUUUAUCAGGCAUUCCAUGAUGCAGAUAUUAAUUUUAGAUCUCUACCCGCCUGUCUGAGACGAGUGAUGAUCGCUAAAUUUCCUGAUUUUGAUAAAUAUCAAUUAGCUAAGUAUAAUAAAGACAGUUCAAAAAAUAAAAAUAAGAAGGAGAAGCAGGGAAGCUUUAGAGGAAGGGGAAGAGGACGAGGUGGAGGACGUGGGAGAGGAAGAGGUGGACGUGGAGGAGUGACAAUAGCAAGUACAGCUAAACCUUCCGACUCGGACAGUGAUUCAGAUGAUGAAGAAAAGAAAUAG